Messenger RNA from Oldenlandia corymbosa var. corymbosa, 1031 nucleotides. Lineage: Eukaryota; Viridiplantae; Streptophyta; Magnoliopsida; Gentianales; Rubiaceae. The record is from the annotation of a GenBank genome assembly.
CAUAAAACUCCCAAAUCCAAAAUCCUCCCUUCAUUCUUCAUCUCGCUUCUUUCCUUUCGAGUUUAUUCUACUAAAGCUCUCAAGAAAAAAAAAAAAAAAAACCAAAAAAUGAAGCUUUUGUUAUGCAUUGCUUCAUUAUUAUUAAUAGGUGUGGCCGAUGGAACAAGCAGAAAUGAUGCCAUAUCCGAAGAAGCAGCGGACACAAGUUGCACCACCGUGGGACUGAAGAUGAUGGAUUGCACAGGUUACCUUAAUGCGGGUUCCAAGACGAACAAACCCGAUCAAGCUUGUUGUACGGCGUUAAAAACCGUCUUGUCCAUCAACGCCACGUGCGUUUGUGCAGCCGUCCAUGCCGCGGCAAUUUACGGCAUCAAUCUCAACAUGUCUAGGGUUCCUGGUUUGCCUAAAUUAUGUCACGUCAAUAACCUUCCACCCGCUGCUCAAUGCAACAUUUCUGUGGCUCCAACACCCUCACCUAGUGUCCCGACACCAUCGCCUAGCGUCCCGACUCCGUCGCCGGCUACUCCUCAACCUUCUGUUCCUGUUAAACCUCCUACCAAGCCUCCUACGACUGCUCCACCGCCAUCAUCGCCUUCGCCUUCAAUGCCUACUCCGGCACCACCGAGCCAAACACCUACUGCUCCGCCACCAACAACACCGGCGGCUCCAGUUCCGACAACUCCUACUUCUCCGGCGCCGACUACACCCAGCUCUCCCGCGCCAGCGACUCCCACCACACAAGCACCGGCACAGUCUCCUAAGUCUAACAGUGGAAUUUCCAUUGCACCUCUAGGUUUAAUUUCCGCAGUGGUGGCUCCGUUCCUAGUACCGUUAUUUUAGGUGAAAUGAUUCUUUUUGGGUUAAAUUUUCAUUUGCUAGAUUACGAGGAUUUCCUCGUGAAUAAUGAUUGAGAUUUGUCAGCUAUUUGUGUAGAGAACAUGUUUUUAUGUUUGAUUGAUUUGUUCGAGUUCAUUCGGUUUUUAACCCUUGUUUGGCUUAUGGAUUUGAACUUACACAUUUUUAUGAAUGGC